Acaulospora colombiana is the source of this 782-nucleotide messenger RNA. The record is from the annotation of a GenBank genome assembly. NCBI's taxonomy places the organism in Eukaryota, Fungi, Glomeromycota, Glomeromycetes, Diversisporales, Acaulosporaceae.
AUUCUGGAUCUUAGGAUAGUAUAUGAGAAUGAGGGAGGUGAUGUUGGGCCUCAGUAUCAGAUGACAGAUGAAAACAUAGCAUCCGCAAAGAUGAAGUCGGCAUCGGCAUCUAGUACCGCCCCUAAUGUUUAUGUACACAUUGAGGCAACGGAUGACUAUUACUUGCCCACCAUAGAUAUCAAUUCAACUGUCAAUGACGGAAUGAUAAAGGCCGUUGGUGCAAAGGGUCGGGGGCGAAAACGUACUGCCGAUCAAGGACCAUCAUCAAAUAGCAAUAACACGUCAGCGAAAAAUGCGAGAAGAGCGAGAAAAUGUAAAAUUUCGGUCAAUGUUACUGACGAGGGAAUGCUUCGGUUGGUUGACGAGUGGCAAUGGAACACUAAAAAUCAACUGAUAAUUCAUCCAUUGCCUCGUCCUAACACAGUUGAUGACAUUCUUGAGGAAUUUUACGAAUUCAAAAUUGAGGAGAUCAAAGAACAGACCAAGUCGACCGGUAGAAAUCGUGGUCGAAUUUCAAAAUCACAAGAAACUUCAAUACGAGAAAUAAUAAAUGGAAUCAGACAAUACUUCAACGAAGCUUUGCCAAUAUACUUAUUAUAUCGUUUUGAACGUCAGCAAUAUGUUGAGAUGACGGAGAAAUACCCCAAAAAGUUCAUGUCUUCUAUUUAUGGAGCCGAGCACCUGAUGCGUCUUGUUGUUAAAAUACCCGAUUUGGUUCACGGCGUUCAAAUGAAGGAGCAGAAGGCGGAAAUAUUAGAAAAAAUAUUCAAUGAGUUGGCAAC